This is a messenger RNA of Triplophysa dalaica, 3373 nucleotides long. Its product is annotated as solute carrier family 12 member 3-like. Lineage: Eukaryota; Metazoa; Chordata; Actinopteri; Cypriniformes; Nemacheilidae. Gene Ontology annotation, biological process: potassium ion homeostasis; chloride ion homeostasis; chloride transmembrane transport. Gene Ontology annotation, molecular function: sodium:potassium:chloride symporter activity. Gene Ontology annotation, cellular component: membrane. The record is from RefSeq and is a predicted model, not a curated record.
AUGUCCAGUAUUGGAGAAGCUGGAGGAGAUUGUGUACCGUGUGCAGUUGCUACCCCGGGGCGCAAAGUGGUACUGCAUCGUGAUAGCAUGGCACCAUUUCAGUGCUCUGCAAUACCGCAGUUUAACAAAGUGCUUCCUCCACAUGCUGGUGAGUCUCCAGGGGUGCCGGAGGGAGAGAACCAACCAGUUAGUUUGGACACUGAGUGCCUGCCCGCUGCAGCAUUGCCUGUAGUCUCUCAGGGGGACUGUUCGCAGAACUCUGAAGAAGCAGCACCUGAUGAUCACUAUCAGACUUCCCCGAGAGGACGUCCAAGGAGGAAGAGAAAAACCCUGACUAGAUUUAAAGACUUUGUCCUUGGGGACGAGGACUUUAAUAAGAGGAGUUAUCCAGGUGGCACCUACUUUAUGAUUUCUCGAAGUCUGGGUCCUGAGCUGGGAGCACCUAUUGGUCUGCUCUUUUCAUUUGCCAAUGCUCUUGCCUGUUCACUCAAUACAGUGGGGUUUGCAGAGACUGUCAGAGAUGUUCUCAAAGACAAUAAUGCUGAGAUGGUGGACCCUAUCAAUGAUGUGCGAAUUGUAGGGGCAAUUACUGUUGUUAUUCUCCUCCUCAUCACACUUGCUGGCAUGAGUUGGGAGGCUAAGGCCCAGAUUUUAUUCUUUAUUGCAAUCUUACUGUCCAUAGCAAAUUAUUUUGUCGGCACAGUUAUUCCUCCAAACAAAGAAAAGAUGGCUGUGGGAUUCUUUGGCUACAAAUCUGAGAUCUUCAUUGAGAAUCUGCUGCCUUCAUUUAGAGGAAAAGAUGGAUCUUUCUUCAGGAUGUUUUCCAUUUUCUUCCGCUGCACAGGAAUUUUGUCUGGGGUUAACAUCUGUGGGGAUCUAAAGGACCCAGCUGGUGCAAUUCAAGGCACACUGGUAGCCAUUUUCUGGACAACCGUGAGCUAUUUGUUACUUUCAGUCACAGUCGCUUCAACUGUUGUAAGGGAUGCUUCUGGCAUUCUAAACGAUAGUGUAGAACUCAAUUCUUCAAUCAAGUGCAGCGGUUUUGGCUGUCAAUUUGGCUGGGAUUUUGACAGGUGUGAACAGAACCGCACCUGUGACUUUGGACUUGCAAACAACUUUCAGAUACUGAGCAUGGUUUCAGGAUCUGGGCAUUUGAUCACAAUUGGAAUCUUUGCAGCCACUUUGUCAUCAGCACUGGGUUUUUUGGUUUCUGCCCCCAAAAUCUUUCAGUGUUUGUGUAAAGACAACAUCUACCCCUAUAUUGCAUUCUUUGGGAAAGGUUAUGGGAAAAACCAUGAACCCCUACGUGGGUAUAUGCUGAUGUUUACUAUUGCAUUGGCUUUCAUCCUUAUAGGUGAGCUGAACACCAUUGCUCCUCUGAUCUCCAAUUUCUUCCUCUGCUCCUAUGGUCUUAUUAACUUCAGCUGCUUCCAUGCAACUAUUACCAAGUCUCCCGGCUGGAGACCAGCAUACCGUUACUACAAUGCUUGGACUUCUCUGUUUGGUGCUGUUUUGUCUUUCAUCCUCAUGUUUUUGUUCACCUGGUGGGCUGCUCUCGUCACUUUUGCCAUAGUCUUCUGCCUCUUGGGCUAUGUUGUAUAUAAAAAACCCUAUUUGAACUGGGGUUCAUCUUACCAAGCCGGUAUCUACAACAUGGCUUUGUCUUUCUCUGUGUCUUUGUCAAAUUUGGAUGAUCACAUUAAGAAUUACAGGCCACAGUGUCUUGUUUUGACUGGUCCACCAAACGCUCGACCCGCUCUGGUGGACUUUGUGGGUACUUUUACUAAAACCAUCAGCCUGAUGAUCUGUGGAAACAUUAUUAUGGAGGAUGAAAAGUCAACCUUGGUUCGGCAAAGUUCAGAUAUGCUGGUUGAUUGGCUGAAUCAGAGGAAAGUUUGUGCUUUCUACACAUCCUUUACUGCCGACAGUCUGAAAGAAGGGACCCAAAAUCUCAUGCAGGCAUCAGGUCUUGGUAAAUUGAAGCCGAAUACCCUUGUUUUGGGAUAUAAGACAAAAUGGCAGGAAUGUAAACCUGAGAGCUUACAUGACUAUGUCAAUACAAUCUACAUUGCGUUUGACAACAGCUACGGCCUUGCUAUUCUAAGAAUGAUGGAUGGAUUGGAUGUGACAGAUGAUUUGCAGAGUGCAGUAGGCAGACUUUCCUCAGUUGUGAAUCCAGCAUUUGAUGCAGAAGAAGCAACGCAAACAGAAAAUGAUGACACUGACCGAAAUUCAGAUAUUUCUGAUGAUCAUCUCAAUGAGCAGGUUAGGACUGUUUUUCAGACAAAACAGGGGAGGAAGACCAUAGACGUCUACUGGAUCUCUGAUGAUGGGGGCUUGACCCUUUUACUGCCAUAUUUGUUGACAAGAAAAAACCGCUGGAAGAAGAGCAAAAUCAGAGUGUUCCUCCUUGGAGACCAGGAGACAAUUGAGGAAGACCGAAAAGACAUGAAGAUGCUGUUAAAAAGAUUCCGUCUGGAAAUUGAGGAUAUUAUUGUUAUAACAGAUUUGGAAAAAACACCACUUGCUAAAAAUUUGCAGCGAUAUGAGGACAGCAUUUCCCCCUUCAGGCUGAAUGAAGAACAGACUUCAGGGGAUAUCCAGGAACUUAAAAGAAUAAGUCCGUGGAAAGUUUCAAACAAAGACAUUAUGUCCAUUAAACCCAAGGUGGAGAGGACUGUGCGCUUAAAUGAAAUCAUCAAGAAGAACUCUGUAAAUGCUGCUUUGGUUGUGAUCUCCAUGCCAGUCCCUGAUGUUAAUUGCCCCAGUUCCCUCUAUAUGGCUUGGUUGGACGCGUUGAGCUUUGGCAUUCACUGUCCUGUCCUGCUUGUUCGGGGAAAUCAAGAAAACGUCAUGACAUUCUACUGCCAGUAAAGCACACACACAAACUGCACUGAAAGUUUCUCUCAAUGGAAAGUCUGUGGAAACAAUAUAAAGCUAACACUUCUUUGACACACCGGCUUCUUAAAGUCUCACCAUCUAUUCUGGGCUCUUAAAGUCAUCUAUGUUAAAACGGUUGUAAGACAAAUUCAGGACUUAGAAUGGUGGAGGAAUACAAUUUAUAUUUUGAUCUUAACUUCAUGGUACUGAUAAGUUGUUUUUGUUUGAUGAUUAAUGAUUAAUAAGAAUAAUAAAAAAAUGCUUUACUUUUAGGAACUGUAACUGUGAAUAAAUGAUAUAUUAUUAUGUUUAUUAAGAACAGGUUUUGUUGAUCUGCUUUCAAUGUGAAAAGUAAUGAAAUGCAAUGAAGAAUGAUUCUGUUUCAUUGAUGCUUUAUAGGUAGAGAAAGUAUAAAAUAUACAAACAAUAAUAAAAAAUAAAAAACCAAAAUGUAAUAAGUGUGAAAUAAAUACAAAUAUGGCAUUAAAUCUUA